Molecule: messenger RNA, 2847 nt
Organism: Oikopleura dioica
Lineage: Eukaryota; Metazoa; Chordata; Appendicularia; Copelata; Oikopleuridae
Source: the annotation of a GenBank genome assembly
AUGGACGUUAGUCGACAUCACAGUACUGCCAGCUUCGACGAGCAAAUCGCCGGACACGCUGCCGAGCUCGGCGGCCAUCUCGGCAAGUUGGUCUCCGACGAGACCAGCUCCGGAUCUGGAUCGAGCUCCGAGACCAGCUCUCCGUUGGAUUCGCCUCGCCACUCGCCUUCCUUGUCGAUCAUUUCGACCCCUUCUCCACGAAAGGCUGGCAUUUACGAUUCUGACGAGACUGAUGCCCUCAACUUCACCGACUUCUCCAAGCCCAUGAACGUUGACAAGUACACUCCUUCGAUGAAAAAGCGAGUCAAGGACGAGAUCGAGCUCCCUCUCCGACCCGAUGACGGAGGAACCCUCGGCCGGGCCAUUUCGCUCAAAGCUAACGUCUUUCCACUCGUUGUGAGACCCAAGACCCCCUUCAUCUACCACUACGAUGUGGAAAUCGCUUCUGACCGAAUCAAGAAGGACGAGAAGCGAAGUUUCUUCUUGGACUUCUGCAAGGCCAACAAGAUCAUCUUCAAGACAGCAGGCCGAUACGGCUUUGCUUAUGACGGCGAAAAGAAUAUGUACACCAUUGCCAAGCUCGACACUCCCCAAAAGCGAUUCGUCGGCAAGUGCAGUUUUAAAGGCGACCAGGUCAAGGUCUGCCUCACCCUUGUUGGCGAGCUCAACGUCAACGCGUUGAACGAUUUCCUCGAGGGCAAAGGGCGGGACUUCGGCGAGAUGAGCUCUGACGUCAUCGAUGUUGUCAACGCGCUCAACAUCGUCCUCCGCAACCAGCCUUCGAACAAGUACGUUUCCGUCCGUGGUGUCUCCGGCGCUGCCUUCUUCCCUGAUCCUAAGUACGAGCCACUCGCCCUUGGCGGCGGCCUCGAGCUCUGGCCAGGUUACCAUCAGUCGAUUCGUCACUCGCAAGUUUGGAAGCCACUCCUCAACUUCGACGUUGCCAACACUGCCUUUUACACUGAGCAGAACAUGAUCGACUUUAUCAAGGAUACACUUCGCACUAACCAACUGCGAGGCAACUUCUCCAAACACGAGCUGAUGAAAAUCGAAAAAGCGUGCAAGGGACUCAAGAUUGAGCCUACGCACCGACAAGGCGUUGUCCGACGAUACAAGAUUAUGGGACUUUCGCGAACCACAGCCCGAGACACCUACUUCGACGGCGAAAACGGCCGCAUCAGUGUUGAGAACUACUUCUACGAUAAGUACAAUAUGCGUCUCCGAUACCCUGGACUCCCCGUCGCCAAAUGCGGAGGCAAAGGCGCCCUAUUGCCCCUCGAGGUUCUCAAGAUUGCGCCCCGACAACGGUACCAGAAGAAACUUGGCGAUCAACAGCUCGCCACCUUGAUUCGAUCAGCAGCGAAGCCCGCCAACGAGCGCCAGAGAGAAAUCGAAGACUGGGUCCAGAAGGCCGCCAUCAACGAGGACCCUGUUGCCAAAGCCUUCGGCAUCUCCAUGGAACACAAUAUGGUCAACCUCCGAGGACGAGUUCUCGAAGCUCCUCAACUUGAAUACGGCGACAAGAUGUACGUCCGACCGCAGAAGGGUGCCUGGGACAUUUCCCGAGGCAACUACCAAUUCAAGAAGGCAGGAUUCCUCUCCUCCUGGGCGAUCAUCUCCUUGGAUGACCGAAACCGAAACACUAUCAAGGACUUUGUUGGUGAAAUGCAGCACCACGCCCGCCAACUCGGCUUCGACAUCGCCCACCCUAAGAAGGCCUACGAAGCGUACCGAACUAACGAUAUCUUCAAUCGCUUGGACGAGAUCGUUGACUCCUGGCCAGAUGUUCAGCUCGUUCUCUUCGUUGUCCCACGAAAGGACAGCCUCACCUAUGCCGAUGUCAAGCGCAUCGCCGACACAGAAAUUGGAGUUAUGACGCAGGUCUUGUGCGCGCAGACGAUGCAGAAGGCGAUGAAGCAGGCAUCCACCAUGUUGAACUUGUUGCUCAAGAUCAACGUCAAGGUUGGCGGCCAAAAUGUCUCCAUCCCAUCUAAGCUUCGAUCGCCCAUCAUGAGUGAGCCCGUUAUCGUUCUCGGAGCUGACGUGACCCAUCCCGCCGCCGGUGAAUUUGGCCGACCAUCGAUUGCUGCCAUCGUUGGCUCAAUGGACCCGGUUCCAUCCAAGUUCAUCGCCACAGUCUCGGUGCAGGAGCGCCGACUCGAGUACAUUGCCGACACCAAGAAUAUGAUCAAAAAACUGCUCAAGAAAUUCUACUCCAAGAACAAGAAGAAGCCUCAGAAGAUCAUCAUGUACCGAGAUGGCGUCGGCGAGGGUCAAUUCAAGCUCGUUCUUGCGCACGAAAUGCGAGCCAUUCGAGAAGCUUGCCUCGAACUCGAGAAGGAUGGUGGGUACACUCCUGGCAUCACCUUCGUCUGCGUCCAGAAGCGUCACCAUAUGCGACUUUUCUGCAACGACCGAAAUGAUAUGGUCGGUAAGUCGAACAACAUUCCCGCUGGUACCGUGGUCGACACCAACAUCUGCCACCCGAGCCAAUACGAUUUCUACCUCUGCUCGCACGCGGGAAUCCAGGGAACUUCUCGGCCAACACACUACCAUGUGUUGCACGACGACAACGAUUACAAGUCGGACGUUCUCCAGAACUUCACCUACCAGCUGUGCCAUACUUACGUACGAUGCACUCGGUCGGUCUCCAUUCCUGCGCCGACCUACUACUCCCAUCUCGUCGCCUUCCGUGCUCGAUACCAUCUCCAAUCUGUCGUUGACGGUGACGGUGACUCUUCCUACGGCGGCUACCGUGGCGGUCCCCCACCAGCUCUCGAUCUCCACAAGUUGGACCAGAUGAUCACUGUCCGAUCUGAACUCUCCAGCUUGAUGUACUUCGUCUAA